AUGGCCAAAAGAGCCGCUGAAGAAGAAAACACAUCCGAAACCCGGACUGCCGUCAAGACUAACGCAGGAGAUGUGCCCAACGCGGCCGUUCCUUCGGAGGACGUCGACGCCGGUGAAUUCGAAGAUCCUUAUGGAGACGACUUUGAGUCUGAUGGUGAGAUCAUCGAACUUGACUCCGCUGAUGAGGACGGAGAUGACGAGAAAAUGGACGAAGACAAAUCUGCUCUCAUUGAGCAAGCCAACAAGGACGAAGAAGCGGCUGCAAGCGAGCCUUCGUUCUACUUACCCCACAGAUCGGCACCUUUAGGCCCCGAUGAGGUGUUGGAGGCCGACCCUUCGGUGUACGAGAUGCUUCAUAACGUCAACAUGCCAUGGCCAUGUUUGACACUUGACAUUCUUCCGGACAACUUGGGUCUGGAGCGUAGAAACUACCCUGCUAGCGUAUACUUGGCAACAGCUACUCAGGCAUCCAAGGCAAAGGAUAACGAGAUCAUCACAAUGAAAAUCUCCUCCUUGGCUAAAACCCUCGUGAAGGAUGAAGAUGAUGAAGAUGAAGAUGAUGAAGAUGACGACGACGACCAUGUAGACCCGGUGAUGAUCUCCGAGACCAUUCCACUUAAAUCUACCACCAACAGAAUGAGAGUGUCUCCAUUUGCGCAGGAAACUGGUGAAUACUUGACUGCACUCAUGCAAGAGAAUGGUGAAGUGCUUAUUUACGAUAUUGCAUCACAAAUGACUGCUUUCGACACUCCAGGCUACACCAUUCCUAAACCAGCCAAGAAGCCCGCACAUACUAUCAGAACACACGGAAACGUAGAGGGCUAUGGUUUGGACUGGUCGCCAUUGAUCAACACUGGCUCCUUGUUGACUGGAGAUUGCCUGGGAAGAAUCCACCUCACAACGCGAACAACCACCAGUUGGGUCACAGACAAGACGCCGUUUUUCGCCUCUCAAGACUCCAUUGAAGACUUGCAAUGGUCAACCAGCGAGAACACUGUGUUCGCAUCUGCUGGUUGUGAUGGGUAUGUUCGUAUCUGGGAUACGAGAUCCAAAAAGCACAAGCCAGUGAUUUCCGUCGAGGCUUCCAACUCCGACAUAAACUGCAUUUCUUGGAGCAACAAGGUCAACCACUUGCUUGCAUCGGGUCAUGACGAUGGUGUUUGGGGAGUCUGGGACUUGCGUAAGUUCAGCAACAAGGAGAAGCCUUCGCCAGUUGCUCUCUACGAUUUCCACAAGGCGCCAAUCACUUCCAUUUCUUUCAACCCAUUGGACGAGUCAAUUUUGGCUGUUUCGUCCGAGGAUAACACUGUGACUCUCUGGGACUUGGCCGUUGAGGCCGAUGACGAGGAGAUCGCUCAACAAAGAAAGGAGGCUCUGGAUUUGAACGACAUUCCACCACAAUUGUUGUUUGUACACUGGCAAAAGGAGGUGAAGGAUGUUAGAUGGCACAAGCAGAUCCCUGGAUGCUUGGUGUCUACUGGAGGCGACGGUCUUAACAUUUGGAAGACCAUUUCGGUAUAG
Messenger RNA from Australozyma saopauloensis, 1521 nucleotides. RefSeq names its product ribosome biosynthesis protein. The transcript has a single exon. Gene Ontology annotation, molecular function: protein binding. Bases 1 to 1521 code for a protein of 506 amino acids. Gene Ontology annotation, biological process: ribosome biogenesis. NCBI's taxonomy places the organism in Eukaryota, Fungi, Ascomycota, Pichiomycetes, Serinales, Metschnikowiaceae. The record is from RefSeq and is a predicted model, not a curated record. Gene Ontology annotation, cellular component: nucleolus.